AUGGCAUUCAGGAGGCAAAUGAAAAACUUCAUGAAAAAUUACUCAGAUGCUGAAAUAAAAGUCAGGGAAGCAACUUCUAAUGACCCUUGGGGUCCCUCUAGUUCUCUGAUGUUGGAUAUCAGUGAUUUGACUUUCAACACAAUUUCUCUCUCGGAGAUUAUGAAUAUGCUAUGGCAGAGACUCAGUGACCAUGGGAAGAACUGGCGUCAUGUGUAUAAAUCCCUUACCCUAAUGGAUUAUCUCAUCAAGAAUGGAUCAAAGAAAGUUAUYCAUCAUUGCAGAGAGGGGUUCUGUAAUCUUCAUAUGCUAAAAGACUUUCAACACAUAGAUGAAGCUGGAAAAGAUCAAGGUUAUCAUAUCCGUGAAAAGUCUAAGCAAGUCAUAACAUUGCUAAUGGAUGAACAGAUGCUGUUUAAAGAGAGGGAAGUGGCAUGUCAGACUAGACGACGCACUUCCUACUCCAUGACAUUUCCUAAAAGAUUACCUAGUACAGGUAACUCACCAACAGCAUGUGCAUCUGCCCCCACACCAGAAAUUCCUGCUUCAGAGAAGAAGCACCAGCUUCUUAAGGUGGCAAGACUACGUAGUAAAAGGAAGGUAAAAAAAGCAGGAUUGAAACAAGAGCUGCACCAAGACAUGCAGUCGCCUGCAGGCACGGUGUUGUCCCAGGAAAUUCUACCACUCAGGAUAAAUUCUUGGAAAUCAACAGAGGACCUGAUGCGAUUUUAUGAUGAGGAUCCAAAGCCAACACUACCUCCUUCCAUUAUCUCUUCAUCUAGGUGGUUGUCAGAAGGACAAGCAGAAGUUUACAGUCUCUGGGAUGCAGAUGCUGUACCUACUCCUUCAGAAAAAAGCCCAUCUCUGCAGACAAAUGUGAGUUUGGACAAGAAAUCAGAGAAUACCAUUACAGAUACUGUAGCCAAAAACCCCUUGCAAACACUGCAGAAAAGGCAGGCAGCCUCAGAAAGCUUUGAAACAUUGACAACUUUACCAGCAUUUUGGUCAACGAGUAAAGAAGAGUUUAUCAGUUCUGAUUUAAGGAUAUCACAGUCAGAUUCUACUUCCUAUAACCAGUCCUCUAUAGAGACACUGUAUGUCUCUCCCUCAUUCGAAACAUGUAACCUCACGAAGGGAACUGUAAUCAACGAGGACCUUCAGAAACCAGUGCAGGCCAGCACUGUUCAAGUGCAYGAUGCAGACCUCAAGGCCCCAGCCACGUGGGUUCCAACUACCUCUGAGGGAACAUCUUCCUUUUCUACUUUAUCCGUGUCAUCUCCUGAUUUGAACUCUCCAGAGAAGUCAGUUCAUCACUUCCCCCCAACCUUGCCUGGAUCUUCCUUGUGGACUUUGUCCCACCAGCAGUCACAUUCUGCCUCCCUUCAACAUAAAGAUAAGACAGCCAAGGCUCAACAACAUUUUGCUCCCAGUGGUCCAUUGUUUUCUGAUGAAGAGGAAAAUGACAUCUUCAAUCUACUAGAAAUGCUUCCAGAUAACUCUGAUUCUGCUAAGACAAGUCAUAUUUCCAGGCGUAAUUGGGUAGAGUUCUCUGCCCAAAAUGUAGACCACUCCUGCUCUGUCCCCUGUUCUAGUUUUCAACCAACCAAAGGCUUGCCUAGGGAACCCGAAGCAAAGAGUUCCAUUAAAGUUCUCCUAGGGGAUGUAAAAAGUGCAGUAGUUAGACUACAUGAAGAUCUGAGCACGGUGAUACAAGAACUCAAUGUCAUCAGCAGCCAUCUCAUCAGCAUGAGUGGGAGUAGUCUGCAAACCAGCAAAUCUUUGCAGGACCCCCAGUCUUCUGAGGGAAGUUCAGAUCAAAUGUAA
Molecule: messenger RNA, 1821 nt
Organism: Urocitellus parryii (Arctic ground squirrel)
Lineage: Eukaryota; Metazoa; Chordata; Mammalia; Rodentia; Sciuridae
Gene: Enthd1
Product: ENTH domain containing 1
Biological process (GO): endocytosis
Cellular component (GO): endosome; clathrin vesicle coat; plasma membrane
Molecular function (GO): phospholipid binding; clathrin binding
Source: RefSeq, a predicted model, not a curated record